Messenger RNA from Ailuropoda melanoleuca (giant panda), 2624 nucleotides. It is a transcript of the gene ALG6, whose product is annotated as ALG6 alpha-1,3-glucosyltransferase. Gene Ontology annotation, cellular component: endoplasmic reticulum membrane. The transcript is spliced from 16 exons. The record is from RefSeq and is a predicted model, not a curated record. Gene Ontology annotation, biological process: dolichol-linked oligosaccharide biosynthetic process; protein N-linked glycosylation. Lineage: Eukaryota; Metazoa; Chordata; Mammalia; Carnivora; Ursidae. Gene Ontology annotation, molecular function: dolichyl pyrophosphate Man9GlcNAc2 alpha-1,3-glucosyltransferase activity. The coding region runs from base 464 to 1987 and encodes 507 amino acids.
GCGCGCGCACGCGGAAGCGGAAGGGCGGAGAGAAGCGCUCCGUUGCGGGGGCGAGCGCGCAGGCGCCUACCUGAAAUAGCUGUGGGCGGGAAUCCCAACGUUCCGCGGCGGUGGGGUCUGGCCCGCUGGAGAAAUGGAGGAGAAACGUUAGGACUGUCCCUUUUGACAGACGUGCUCCUCAGGGAUGGCCGCGCUCCCUGGGUAUUGUGUCCACCUUGGGGGAAGGACCUUUCAGAAUAAAAAGAACAAAUUCGGCCCUGGAAGUGAACCGCUGAGGCUACUUCUUCAUAGACAAAAGUCAGUAUUUAACUGGAAACGAAGCAUCUCUUAAAAUUCUCUCAAACUCCUAAUCCCAAAGAGUUGAUGACAUUUUUCUGAUGAAGAAAAGAAGUGACUGACUACCAGUUAAAAAUAUUCUGGCACUGGUCCUGUUUUUUGCCCCCCUUAGAUUUGAAGAAAAAAUAUGGAAAAAUGGCACUUGAUGGCAACUGUGGUCUUAAUAGGACUAACAGUACGGUGGACAGUUUCUCUUAAUUCUUACUCAGGUGCUGGAAAACCCCCUAUGUUUGGUGAUUAUGAAGCUCAGAGACACUGGCAAGAAAUUACUUUUAAUUUACCGGUCGAACAAUGGUAUUUUAACAGUAGUGAUAACAAUUUACAGUACUGGGGAUUGGAUUAUCCACCUCUUACGGCCUAUCAUAGUCUUUUAUGUGCCUAUGUGGCAAAGUUCAUAAAUCCAGACUGGAUUGCUCUCCAUUCAUCACGUGGGUAUGAGAGUCAGGCACAUAAGCUCUUUAUGCGCACCACAGUGUUAAUUGCUGAUUUGCUGAUUUAUAUACCUGCAGUGGUUUUAUACUGUUGUUGUUUAAAAGAAAUCUCAACCAAGAAAAAGAUUGCUAAUGCAUUAUGCAUAUUGCUGUAUCCAGGCCUUAUUCUUAUCGACUAUGGACAUUUUCAAUAUAAUUCCGUGAGUCUUGGCUUUGCUUUGUGGGGUGUUCUUGGAGUAUCUUGUGACUGGGACCUGCUAGGCUCACUGGCAUUUUGUUUAGCUAUAAAUUAUAAACAGAUGGAACUUUACCACUCCUUGCCAUUUUUUUGCUUUUUACUUGGCAAGUGUUUUAAAAAAGGCCUAAAAGGAAAGGGGUUUGUGUUGUUAAUUAAGCUAGCUUGUACAGUUGUGGCUUCCUUCAUUCUCUGCUGGCUGCCAUUCUUUACAGAAAGGGAGCAACUGCUGCAAGUUCUAAGAAGACUCUUCCCAGUUGAUCGUGGAUUAUUUGAGGAUAAAGUAGCCAAUAUUUGGUGCAGCUUCAGUAUCUUUCUGAAGAUCAAGGAUAUUUUGCCACGUCACAUCCAGAUAAUAAUCAGCUUUUGUUUUACAUUUUUGAGCUUGCUUCCUGCAUGUAUAAAAUUAACACUUCAACCCUCUCCCAAAGGAUUCAGAUUUACUCUGGUUAGCUGUGCACUGUCAUUCUUUUUAUUUUCUUUCCAAGUACAUGAAAAGUCCAUUCUCCUGGUAUCAUUACCAGUCUGCUUAGUUUUAAGUGAAAUUCCUUUUAUGUCUACUUGGUUUUUACUUGUAUCAACAUUUAGUAUGCUACCUCUUCUACUGAAGGAUGAACUCUUAAUGCCCUCAGUUGUGACAACAGUGGCAUUUUUUAUAGCUUGUGCAGUUUCCUUUUCAAUAUUUGAAAAGACUUCUGAAGAAGAACUGCAGUUGAAAUCCUUUUCCAUUUCUGUUAGGAAAUAUCUUCCAUGUUUUACAUUUCUUCCCAGAAUUAUACAAUAUUUGUUUCUUAUCUCAGUCAUCAGUAUGGUACUUCUGACACUGAUAACUGUCACACUGGAACCUCCUCAGAAAUUACCGGACUUAUUUUCUGUAUUGGUUUGUUUUGUAUCUUGCUUGAAUUUCCUGUUCUUCUUGGUAUAUUUUAACAUUAUAAUCAUGUGGGACUCCAAAAAUGGAAGAAAUCAGAAGAAAAUCAACUAGCUCUGUCUCCACAAACAGAUGUGAAAAUAUUAACAGUGUUUAAAGGUUUUUUUGAACUUUUUUGCUAUGUAUAAAUGAAAUUAUCAUUUUGAGAAUCACAAAAUGAUUGGGAAAAAAUGGUGGAAAGUCAUUGUUGUCUAUACAAAGUAAAUAUAUAUGGGGACUCACGCCCAUUGGAGGCUUUUAUUUUCUAAACAUGAAGUGGCCAAGACAUGUUGUGGUUUUAUUAAUAUUCAGUUAUCCAAGUGGGAAAAUAAGAGAAAAUUCCCUUAAUCCUAGUGUUUACUCAGGACAUGUAUUCUACAAUUUGUUGUCUUAAAAAAAAAUUCUGCAAAUCCAGUGAGCUUACUGGGAGAAUCAAGCCCUUCUUUUUAAAGAAAUCACUAAUUUUGGUAUUUAAAUUUAGUUUUCCUUACAUUUUAGAAUGCAAGUAAUGUGUAUUUCAUUCUUUAGAAAUUAUAUCUCAGGGAUUAAAUUUUUAAUUACUGUGAGAAGGCAAUUUAAAGUGCUUGAAGUUUGAACACGCCUUAUUACAUGUACAAAUUUGAUUUCUUUAUAACAAGGGAGAGAAUUAGACCAUGUUAUUUCCAAAAAUGCUGACUUACUUGAAUGCAAUUAAACAGUGAAUUUUACUGAA